Molecule: messenger RNA, 2235 nt
Organism: Maudiozyma saulgeensis
Lineage: Eukaryota; Fungi; Ascomycota; Saccharomycetes; Saccharomycetales; Saccharomycetaceae
Source: the annotation of a GenBank genome assembly
AUGUUACCAAGUGAAGGAGAUACUACCUCAGGGUGGAAGAGUUUCGUAUUCCCUGAUUUCAAAGCUUUAAAUGAUCUCUGUCUACAGAGAUCUAGAGAUCUGGCUUAUGAAGAAGUGCAAAUCCAUGGAUUUGAAAUAUAUAUUGUGGAACAAUGGACAGAAGAAAGAAAGAUAUCUUCUCUUAUAACAUCAUAUACUGGGAACUCACAAGAUACUGUAACUGCAGUUCGAAUAUGUUUGCCAUCCGAUUACCACUAUUGGCCUCAAAAUUUUAAGAAUUAUUUAAAGGAGUUACAGACAUAUUCGCAAGCUAAAGUUAUUAAUGGAGAUACAUUGUUUAUUACAAAUUUAUCCUCUAUUUCAUCGACUUUGAAUUUCCUUAAUGUUGAUUGUGGUGAUUUAAGGACUGUAUGGGAUAAUUAUCGAACAAACUUCAAUCUUAAGAAACUAAACUGUGGUGGUAGAUCAGCAUUAUUAUUAAAGGGACCUACAAGUGCAGCGUUAAAUAAAUUUGCUCAAUUAUAUAAAAUUCAAUUAAGAGCAAACUCAACUAAUGGUAUCAUUGAAGAGAAUAGUAAUAAUGAUUCUACUAUUUAUAACAAUCAAAUGGAUGAUAAAAAACUCUUAACUCAUCAAUAUCGGUAUUGUCCUGUAACAGAGCUAGUAUCAUUAGUUCAAAUUACUUUAAAUUAUUUUGCCCCAAAUUCAUGUGUUAAAAGAGUCGAUGGUUUGCUAUGUAAUAAUACAAGAAAAGCUAUUGAUAAUUGGUGGGCUAAAUAUGGGAAAUUCUAUUUAGGAAUAGACAAACCAAAGAAUGAAGUUAUAAUGGGACCAACGACAGUUGCCUCUUUAUUCAGUUUAUUGUUGACAUGCUAUUUCAAGUUAAUAGUUGAGGGUUCUAUGUCCGCUAAAGACCCGUUUGAUGAGGAUGAAUUUUAUUCAGGCAUUUAUGUAUUCCAAAAGAAACAUAAUAUCAGCAAACAACAAGAGUAUACUUAUCUUGACCCUUUAACACUCCAAACGCUUUUCGAAGUUUCGGCAAAGUCUUCUAAUAAUGAUAUAUUUAAUUUAAAGAAAGUUGUCAAAUCUACAAUGCAGGACUUCGCUGGUAAAGGAAAUUUCAUGCAUCUUUCGAAUGAAAUAUUAACUUCAGAUCUAUCAAUUUUAGUUAGAAACAUCCAUAGUGGUACUCUGGCGGCAUUAUGGAAAGGGAAGGGUGAAACACAAAAAUCGUAUCAUAGAAGGAAGUCAACCACAUUUGUGAAUAAAAAUUUCAAUCAUGGGGACCCCAUUGCAAGAAUUAGAGAGCGCUAUAAUUUACAAAAGAUAAGUUCUAUUGAUCCGGCAGAUAUGGAUCAAUUAUAUCCAUAUGCAUUGAAAAAGCAUGAGGCUGUAUUUGAUACCAAGAGUAUUGCAGGCGAUACUUCUUCGGAAACAUCUAGUACAUCUUCGAUGAUUAAUAACUAUGAUACAGUGGACUCAGAGGAAAAUGUUGAGCUAGAUAAUACUUAUCGUAGAGAAUUUUAUAGACGAAAUUCUAUACCCUUUGUUCUGGAUGGUACUAAAACCCCAGUCCAAAAUGACGCAUUAAAGAGAAGAAACUCUGUAUCAGAAAUAGCUGAUAAUUUAGAAAAAUGGAACAUGCCUUUCAACGUAUCGGUUGUUAGAAUAGCCAGAGAUCUUAAAAGAAUUAAUACAUUGAUGAGUAGCAAUGAUGAUUCGAAUAGUUACGAUUUUGAUGUGUCCCCUCUUUAUGUGACACAAACUAGAAAUAAUGACGAAUCAUUGGUAUUUAAAGAUUCUAUAAAAAAGAUGGCAAAUGUUUGUGAACAGUAUAAUAAAGAUAGAGCAUACUUAGAACCUCGUGAAAGGGAAUUAGAAAUGAAACAAACACAUUUGCAGAAAGAAAUGGAAGAGAUCAACAUACUAACAUCACGAUUCAAAUAUAAUAUCAGAAUUUUACACGCUCGUAUUAAAGAGGUUGAAACAAAUGUCAAUAGAUUUGACUCCAAAUUAAACGAGAUUGAUCUUAUAAUAUCUAAAAAUGAAUAUCCAAUAAAAUGUGAGGUCGAUCCAAACAACGAUAGGGAAGGAUUUGAAGAAUAUAUUGUGCUGUUAAAUGCAAUAAGGAAAAAUAAAUAUAGAGGUCUCAGUUGGAAGGUACUUAGUACAGAAUUGGUGAAAACUGGGCAGGAAGUAUUGAAAAGUUGGUAUAACUGGAUAUUCAAAAGUUGA